This is a messenger RNA of Nicotiana tabacum (common tobacco), 330 nucleotides long. RefSeq lists its product as uncharacterized. The record is from RefSeq and is a predicted model, not a curated record. NCBI's taxonomy places the organism in Eukaryota, Viridiplantae, Streptophyta, Magnoliopsida, Solanales, Solanaceae.
AUGACUGGUUCUUGUACAUCUUCUGCAUAUACUCCUGAGCCUUCAUCUCCCCUGUAUCUCCAAUCUUCUGAUGUUCCCGGAGUAUCCCUUGUUCCUGUACCUUUCUCGGGGAAUGGUUUUUGGGGAUGGAAGCGUAGCAUGAUAGUUUCUCUAUCCGCUAGGAAUAAGAUAGCUUUUAUUGAUGGUUCUUAUCCCAAACCUACUAUGACUUCCCCUUAUUAUAAGCAAUGGGAUCGCUGUAAUAACAUGGUUAUAUCAUGGAUAGCUAGCCCGUUGUCUUCAGAAAUAGCUGAAAGUGUUCAAUACUCUGAGACAGCUGAAAGCAUUUGA